AUGCCUGCCGGAGAACCACCUAAGCGAUCCUACUCUCGCACAGACGCUGGUGUUCGCGUCGAAUACCCGGAACAUCAUGAACUUCCUGCCAGUAAACCGCUGAUUGGCCAAGGGGGGCAAUUCUCCAAACCUACCCUGGCGUCUUUGUCACUCGAAGGAAAGACCAUUAUUAUGACCGGCGGUGCCAGAGGUCUUGGUCUGGUUAUGGGCCAAGGAAUUGUCUUUUCCGGCGCUGAUCUAGCAAUUGUCGAUAUGAACAAGGAUGAAGCACAGUCUCAGGUCGGUCAAUUGAUAGACGCAUUCAAGAAGGAGAACCCAAAUAGCGAAAAAAUUCCGAGAGUUACAGCACACUACGCGGAAGUGUCUGACCCGGAGUCCGUGACUAAGUGCAUGGCUGAGAUUCUCAACGUGCACAAGAAGAUCGAUGGUCUAGUCACUUCAGCUGGAUUCUCCGAGAACUUUGACGCAAUUAACUAUCCCAUAGAGCGUAUGCGCAAACUUUGGGCUGUUAACGUCGACGGCACCUAUUUAUUUGCUGUCGCUGUUGCCAAGCAUCUCAUGGAACGUCAGGUACCAGGUAGUAUCGUUGUUAUCGGUAGUAUGUCAGGUGUCAUUGUCAAUAUUCCACAGCCACAGGCUCCAUAUAAUGCAUCCAAGGCUGCUGUUCGUCAUCUGGCUGCUUCCCUAGCAGUGGAAUGGGCCCAUGCCGGGAUCCGCGUAAACUGCAUUUCCCCUGGCUAUAUGUUGACUGCCAUGACGGAAAAGAUCAUAAAGGAGAACCCGGAUAUUGGAAACACGUGGACGGCUCUCAUCCCCCAAGGCCGAAUGGGCCAGCCUCGGGACCUCAUGGGACCCGUCACCUUCCUUUUGUCCGACGCCUCUUCUUACAUGACGGGAUCAGAGCUACGUGUAGAUGGUGGAUAUACCAUUACCUAA
This is a messenger RNA of Fusarium sp. VM40, 936 nucleotides long. Lineage: Eukaryota; Fungi; Ascomycota; Sordariomycetes; Hypocreales; Nectriaceae. The record is from the annotation of a GenBank genome assembly.